UGUAGUCCAUUGGAAAUGCCUGAACAUUAAAACUGCACGUAAAAAUAUUGUCUAUCUUAAUAGGAAAAUAUCUGAGAAAGGAUUAUGGCUUUUCCUAAUAUCUCCAAAGACCUGAUUGAUUGAUUGCUCUGAAUUUGGAAAUGGAUCUUAUCCUGAAAGUUCAGAUCAUCAGGUGUUCGAGGUGCAAUGUAUUUGUCCAUGACUGGAGCCAUCUUCAUCACCAUCUUCGGGAAUCUAGCCAUAAUCAUUUCAAUCUCCUAUUUCAAAUAGCUUCACUCUCCAACCAACUUCCUGAUCCUCUCCAUGGCUGUCGCAGACUUUCUUCUGGGAUUCACCAUUAUGCCCUACAGCAUGGUCAGAUCUGUGGAGAACUGCUGGUACUUUGGGAUCACUUUCUGCAAAGUCCACUUUAGUUUUGAUCUGAUGCUCUGGGUAACUUCUAUCUUCCAUCUUUGUUCCAUUGCUGUUGAUCACUUUUAUGCUAUCUCUUACCCACUGCAUUAUUCUAGCAAAAUAACCAUCUCUGUGAUAAAGCAAAUGCUAGCAGUUUGUUGGUCAAUACCAGCUGCUUUUGCUUUUGGGGUGGUUUUCUUAGAAGCAUAUGCUUCUGGGAUAGAGGGCUAUCAAAUUUUAGUUGCAUGCUCUAGUUCUUGUCCAAUUAUGUUUAAUAAAUUAUGGGGAACAGUUUUAUUCACAGUUGGCUUCUUUACUCCUGGCUGUGUUAUGAUAGGAAUUUAUUUAGCAAUCCAAAUUUUUUUAGCAUCCAAAAAGCAUGCACAUGUUAUGAGCAGCAUGCCUGAAAAUGCAAAUCAUGAAAAGCCAAAUCAACUUUCCAAGAAUAAAGUCAGGAAGGCGGCUAAGACAUUAAGUAUAGUCAUGGGGGUGUUCCUAAUAUGCUGGUUUCCAUGUUUCUUCACAAUUUUAAUUGACCCAUUUUUAAAUUUCUCUACUCCUGCAAUGUUGUUUGAUGCCUUAACGUGGUGUGGAUAUUUUAAUUCUACCUGUAAUCCAUUUUUAUAUGGUUUUUUCUACCCAUGGUUUCGAAAAGCACUGAGAUACAUAUUAGGUAAAAUAUUCCAGACACACUUCUGUACAGCUAGUCUCUUUCCUGAAAAUCAAUAA
Dermochelys coriacea (leatherback sea turtle) is the source of this 1122-nucleotide messenger RNA. Its product is annotated as trace amine-associated receptor 2-like. Gene Ontology annotation, cellular component: membrane. Gene Ontology annotation, biological process: G protein-coupled receptor signaling pathway. The record is from RefSeq and is a predicted model, not a curated record. Gene Ontology annotation, molecular function: trace-amine receptor activity. Lineage: Eukaryota; Metazoa; Chordata; Testudines; Dermochelyidae. The transcript has a single exon.